AUGGCGACGGAGAUCUCGUCGGAUCUGAUCAACCAACUUAAACUCUCUCUUCGUAAGAAUACCAAGCUCUCCUCCUCUUUGGAUUCCUCUUCCGCAAGCCUCCCCACAGCUCCGGAGGCAAUCGCGGAGCUCGAUGCUGCUUCACCUCCUUACCUCCGAUGCGGAAACUGUAAAGGAAAGCUUCUGCGAGGGAUCGAGUCUCUGAUCUGCGUCUUCUGCGGAAAUCAGCAACGGACUAGCGAUAACGCUCGUCCUGAUCCGAUCAAGUUCACAUCCACUUCCGCUUACAAAUGGUUUUUAACCUCUCUUCAAUUAGAUGGAUCGGAGAUGGUGGAGCCACUAGAGGAAACGAAUGGAUUAAGUAGAGGAGGAGGUAAGGUAGCUGUUGUGAAAGGAAUUGCUGUGUCUGAGUUUCUUGAUUUGGAAGUAAAGUGGUGUGCAAGGGAUGAAACGAGUGAUGAAGUAUCCGUGCAGAAGAAAAGUCCUUUGAAUUUAGGAGGAAUCAGUCUUGUUGAUUAUUUCGUUGAAGAAAGAGGAGAUUUUUCUAAAGUGGAUACAGCAGAAGAGAGCAAAGAGGUGGAGGAUGAUGAUUUUAAAGAUCCACGUAGUCUGAGCUUGUUUGAUAGUGUCAAGAGACAAGGAGUUGUGAAUGAAAAUGUUGGUUUGGUUAAGGGAAAAGUUUCGUCUCAAGGACAUGAGAGUCUUAGUUUGUUUGCGGGACGAGAUGGACAGGAUAGUGUUUCUUUGGCAGAGCAGGGAAAUUUUGGGUUCUUUGAGGGAAAAGUUUUUGAGAACUCUUUUAAAAAGGAUGAAAAUCUUAGUCUGUUUGAUGGGAAAGAUGCUCCGGGAGCUAGUUCUUCUACAAAAGAUGAUAGUUUUGGUUUCUUUGAGGGUAAAGAUGUUCAGAGAACAAGUUCCUCUAAAGAAGGUGAGAGUUUUGGUUUCUUUGAGGGUAAAGAUGUUCAGAGAAAUAGUGUUUCGAAAGAGGAUGAGAGUUUUGGUUUCUUUGAGAGUAAAGAUGCUCUGAGAAAUAGUGUUUCGAAAGAGGAUGAGAGUUUUGGUUUCUUUGAGAGUAAAGAUGCUCUGAGAAAUAGUGUUUCGAAAGAGGAUGAGAGUUUUGGUUUUUUUGAGGGUAAAGAUGCUCAGAGAAAUAGUGUUUCGAAAGAGGAUGGCAAUCUUGGUUUGUUCGAGGGUAAAGAUGGUCAGAGAAACAGUUCUUCUAAAGAAGAUGAGAGUUUUGGUUUGUUUGAGAGAGCACCAUUGUCAAAUGAUGGCCUCAAGUCUUUUGAUGACAAGGUUGUUGCCUCGUCUUCUGAUUGGGAUUCUGACUUUCAAUCUGUCUCCCAGGAAAAGAUUAGUGGCGAUCCGUUUGUAAGUUCUCCGGCUGAUUUAUCUGCUCAUAUGGAUUCUGUCUUUGGUUCCGGAAAAGAUUUAUUCUAUGAAAAACCAGCAAAUUCUUCAACUGCUUAUGUUUCCAAUGCUGGUGAUUGGCUGCAAGAUGAUUUGUUUGGUAAUGUUACUGGCAAGUCUCAAAACAACGACCCUGUUGUCCAUGAUAAGAAUGAGGGACAAGUUGUGGGCGGAAAUGGAAGUUCAUCCAUGGAUAUUGAUUGGAUUGGAGAUGAUCUAUGGCAAACCAGUGAAAAGAAAGCCAUUGAGAAGACACCUACGGAUGAUAAUGAUGAUGACGAUGACUGGAAUGAUUUUGCAAGCUCAGCUAACCCCAAGACUACUCCUAGUAAUCUGAUUUCGAGAACCAUGGAAAGUCCUCUAGAGGACACAUUUGAUGGGAUGUCACAUGUUAAAGAAGAGAGCAAAUACGAGAACCAGAAUACUGGUACAAACAUGAUAUCUGACAUAGCCAAAGGCCAAGAAGAUGAUCUCUUCGGAACUUGGGAUAGUUUCACAUCCUCAACCGUUUUGCAGCCUCCCACAGACCAUGUGAAUCCAUCUGCUGAGCAAAAUCAGGGAAUGAACUUGUUCGGGGAAAGUGACAAUCAGAGAGACCUUGAGUCUGAUUUCUUUUCGGAAAGUAUUGGAGGCCAAACCUAUUCAGAGGAAGUCAAAGCCAUGCCUUCAGAGAGAACGAGUGAUCCUGAUGGUCAAGGUCAAGAUAAAGUAGGCACAACAACAAUAUAUCCCAAGUCAAAGAGUGAUAUUGCAGAGGAGCUAAUGUCACAGAUGCAUGAUCUCUCGUUUAUGCUGGAGUCCAAACUAUCUGUACCUCCAAUCUCCAAGGCAGAGUAAUAUUAUGACAGUCUACUAUCUCUCUUUCGCCUCCUGUUUUUCUUGAGGCUCGAAGAUUGUUUGUAAUCACUUAUAUGUUUCAUUUUUAGUAACUCAAAAGAUCCAUCUUGCUUGCAUUAUAGCCAACAAAUGGUGUUACUCUAAUCUAAGAAGGUGAAAAUCUUUUGUAUUAAAAAAAAGAAGGUG
This is a messenger RNA of Eruca vesicaria subsp. sativa (arugula), 2433 nucleotides long. NCBI's taxonomy places the organism in Eukaryota, Viridiplantae, Streptophyta, Magnoliopsida, Brassicales, Brassicaceae. The record is from the annotation of a GenBank genome assembly.